Molecule: messenger RNA, 3378 nt
Organism: Cadophora gregata
Lineage: Eukaryota; Fungi; Ascomycota; Leotiomycetes; Helotiales; Ploettnerulaceae
Exons: 1
Coding region: 1-3378 (1125 amino acids)
Biological process (GO): nucleotide-excision repair; mismatch repair
Cellular component (GO): nucleus; XPC complex; nucleotide-excision repair factor 2 complex
Molecular function (GO): damaged DNA binding; single-stranded DNA binding
Source: RefSeq, a predicted model, not a curated record
AUGCCUCCAUUUCUCCCCCGCAAACGUCUGCGAUCAGUUUCUCCAGAGGCUGGUCCCUCGAACCCAAUUUCCAGAAACAGUGGCAAGGCUAACGUUUCCGCUUCAACCACUCCUCGAAAACCAACCCUCUUCGACGACCUAGAUGCUGGAACUGGCUCGAAACGUAGCGCCGAACACAAGAAAGCAAUACUUGAGAAGCUGGCUGCUAGUGACGAUGUUGAAAGCUCACUCUCUUCCCUUUCUGACGAGGAAUUCGAAGACGUGCCCCCUGCGAAACGACAAAAGACGAAUGAAGACUCGGAGGAUGAGGACGAAGAUAUCGAGUUCGAAGAUGUCGAGACGAAUCCUGUCCCAAGACCUGCCGGACCCGAGCCUUCAGGUGAUCUCGAAUUAACUUUGACAAAAGAUACCCGCGUAUCAAUCACAAAUCCAUUUGGGACAAAGAAAGGACCGAGCAAGAUUGAGAGGGGAAUAAGGGUCGCAACACAUCAAGCACAUGUCCAGUUGCUGAUGUUUCAUAAUGCCGUCCGGAAUGCUUGGUGUUGUGAUAAGGAGCUACAGGAGAUUCUGGUGGGGCAUUUGAGUCCGAUCGUGGUCCAGGAAGUCGAGAAAUGGAAGCGGAGUAGCGGGCUUGCUUUGAAGAGCGACAAGAAGGAGGAGAUACUAAAGGGCAAGGGAAAGGGCAAAGCGAAAGCUACCAAGGCUAAGAGCAUAGAGCCAAGGAACCAGAGGGACUGGGGAGAACCUGCCCAAAGACUUGCUGAAGGCCAGGUCAACAUGAGCAGCGGAGAUCCUAUUUUCAGACUGCUGAGGGUUCUCAUCAGUUUUUGGAAACAAAGAUUCAGAAUCUCCGCACCAGGGUUAAGAAAACUGGGAUAUAUGUCUUUGCAAAAGCUGGACGAGGAAAUAAAGUGUUUUAGAGAAGAAGAACAUGAUCCUGAGCGUCACGGAGAGCGAAUUAGGAAUGUCAAUGAGUUCCGAGAAUGUGCGAGAUCCAUGGAGGGGAGCCGAGAUGUUGGAUCCCAGCUUUUUACUGCCCUCUUGCGAGGACUCGGCAUCGAAGCUCGGCUUGUUGCAAACUUGCAGCCGGUGGGGUUUGGAUGGUCUCAAGUCGAGGAAGCUGUCGAGAAGAACCCUCGAGUUUUGAAAAAGUCGAAGAUAGCCAAGCCUUCUGAGGAUUCAUCCGAUGAUAGCAGCUCCAGUGAGGAGGAGGACACGUCGAAAGCCCAAAAUAAAGGUAAAGCUCCAGUCACGGCUGCGAAAACUCCAAAGCAGGUCCAAAACACUAGCAGAAGAGGUCCAAGAGCAAGCGGCCGUCAAGAUGCCCCUAUAUCAUUGUCUGAUUCAGAGAGCGAUGAGGAGUCCGUUAUUGAUGUCACACCUGCAAAACGUGCAGGACGGCCUUCAUUGCCUUACGACAAAGAUCUCAUUCAUCCUCAUUACUGGACCGAGGUGCUCUCACCAGCCACCAACACAUAUAUCCCAGUGGAUCCCAUAGUUCUUCAGAUUGCUGCCACGAAUGAUAAGAUGCUCGAGAGAUUUGAAACUCGAGGAGCAAAAUCCGAGAAAGCUAAACAGGUUACAGCGUAUAUUGUCGGCCAUUCAGAGGACGGCACUGCAAAAGACGUUACAACACGGUAUCUCAAGCGCCAUGUUUGGCCAGGUAGAACAAAGGGCAAUCGUUUUCCAAUCGAGAAAGUCCCAAUCUACAAUCGGCAUGGGAAGGUCAAGCGGUACGAGCAGAAAGACUGGUUUAAGCAAGUGAUGAGUGGCUAUGUCCGCGGAACCAAGAGCUGCCCAAGAACAGACAUCGAUGAUCACGAAGAAGCAACCGACCUCAAGCCCGUCAAACCCGAAAAGAAGGAGAUUGAGGAGGGCAAGGAGACACUUCAGUACUACAAAACCUCUCCAGACUUUGUGCUUGAACGACAUUUCAAAAGAGAAGAGGCAUUACUCCCAAAUGCCAAGCAUGUCAAAAUGUUCACAGUUAAAGGUAAAGGAGACACAAGCACCGAAGAGAAGGUAUUUCGUCGGAAGGAUGUGGUCAACUGCAAAACGAUGGAAACCUGGCACAAAGAAGGUCGGGCUCCAAAACCGGGUGAAGAGCCAUUGAAACGAGUCCCAUACAGAGCAGCAACUACCAACCGCCGUCGCGAACUUGCUGAAGCAGAAAAUGCCACCGGUGAAAAGGUUCUCCAAGGACUCUACAGCCGUGAUCAGACAGAUUGGAUCAUUCCGCCACCCAUCGAGAACGGAAUUAUUCCCAAAAACGCGUUCGGGAACAUCGAUUUGUAUGUUGACUCGAUGCUUCCGGAAGGAGCCGUCCACAUUCCCGCUCGUGGAACUGUCAAAAUCUGCAAGCGAUUGGGCAUUGACUAUGCGGAAGCUGUUGUAGGGUUCGAGUUUGGCCAUCGAAUGGCUGUCCCCAUUAUUAAUGGCGUAGUUGUGGCUGAAGAGCAUUACGAUACAAUGAUGGAGGAAUGGCAUAAAGAUGAGGCUGAGCGAGUUCGGAAGGAGGAUGAGAAAUCUCGUAAGCUCGUGCUACACACUUGGCGCAAGAUGCUCAUGGGGUUGCGGAUCGUGGAGAGGGUCAAUGAGGAAUUUGGUGCCGCUGAUGCAAGCGCUGAUGUUCUGAACCCUUGGAUUAGCAAGAAGAAAAAGGCUGCGGACGAUAUGGAUGCAGAAGCACAGAAGCGCAUCAUGGACCGGAAUGACGAGGAUAUGGCAGGCGGGUUCUUGCCAGAAGGCUUUGAUGCCGAGGAGCCUGAUGAUCACCACAGAGGAGCUUUCUUUCCAGUUGCUCAUGAAGAGGAUGGAGAUGAUGGAGGAGGUGGCUUCGUAGUGGAAGGUCAUGAUGUUGUGCCUGCCGAGCCCAAAAUCGGGCAAGCCUACGCCACACCGCAAUCGCUUGAGUUUACUGCAAAGAGCGGGACUGCCACAGCGUCAGACGAGGACAUCGAGAUGGGAGAUGCACUAGAAGCACCGGAACCGGCUCAAAGGAAGCGAGGACGACCACCAGGCCCUGUUAACAAGACCAGCCAGCCAGCCGCCAAAAUACCGGCUAAGCGAGCUGCUCCAUCAAAGAAAGUAGCAGCCAAACGUAACGGAAAACAAAGAUGGCAAGCUCAAGACUCAGAGAAAGACGAUGAUGAUGAGACAUCACCACUCUCGUCUCUAUCGUCGGACGAUUCAGACUCGGGAGUUGUGGAACAGCCUAAGAAGGUAGCAGUGAAUAAGCGAGGCAGGAGAGCAACUUUGCCUCCAAAGACAGUUGUGACCCCGAGGAAGACACCGAGGAGGCAAGCCGCUAGGAAGAGUGAGACGGCUUUGAGGUCGCAUUACUUUGAGCAUGAUGAUGAUGAGGAAGAUGAUGGCUGA